AUGAGCUUUGCCAGGGCGCCAGGCACGCCACUAGACGGCCAUGCAUGUUGGGGCUCUCGGGGACAAGGGUGCCACACUGUCGAAGCAGUGGUGAUCUCGAUGCAACUCACCUGCACUCUGACGGGCGCCAGGCCAACCACAGCACCCGGCGACCGCACCUUCUUUCUCCCAUUGCCUCGAUUCAGCCAGCCAGGUACUAGUGUUCCCGCCCAGGUACACGCCCACACGGCGUGCCGGGCUCAGGCACUGUCCAUGCAGCUCCGGCACGUGUGGAGCCGACAGUAUCGGCACUCCCAGAUGAACCAGAACGGGCCGCAGUGGCAGACAUGGCAUGUCCACUCGAUCAGGGUGUUGUCAGACUUAAUCAUGACAAAGGAGUGGGCGCAGUGGCUGUGGCUUGCGAGUGCCAUGUUGGAAAAUGUUCGUCUGGCUUUCGUCGAGUGGUAA
Chaetomium globosum CBS 148.51 is the source of this 447-nucleotide messenger RNA. RefSeq lists its product as uncharacterized. NCBI's taxonomy places the organism in Eukaryota, Fungi, Ascomycota, Sordariomycetes, Sordariales, Chaetomiaceae. The record is from RefSeq and is a predicted model, not a curated record. The transcript has a single exon. The coding region runs from base 1 to 447 and encodes 148 amino acids.